Molecule: messenger RNA, 3716 nt
Organism: Rhineura floridana
Lineage: Eukaryota; Metazoa; Chordata; Lepidosauria; Squamata; Rhineuridae
Gene: DPAGT1
Product: dolichyl-phosphate N-acetylglucosaminephosphotransferase 1
Exons: 11
Coding region: 427-1788 (453 amino acids)
Biological process (GO): dolichol-linked oligosaccharide biosynthetic process; protein N-linked glycosylation
Cellular component (GO): membrane
Molecular function (GO): UDP-N-acetylglucosamine-dolichyl-phosphate N-acetylglucosaminephosphotransferase activity
Source: RefSeq, a predicted model, not a curated record
AGCGAACAGCGCUGGGCGGAGCGCGAUUGGGGCUUGAGACUGGCUGUCCGGGGCGGGCGCGCGGGCGGCAGGAACUUGGCUGGGCCGGGCUGGGCCGGGCCAAAGCCGCCGCCUCCUCUCCCCUCCCUCUGUCUGCUUAAAGGUGCAGAAGCGCCCGCGCCGGGAGCCCGAACAGCAGCGCUCAGCCAGCGACCCCCGAAGGGAACCAGCCGCCAAGAAGGGGAGCCGCGAGCAGGAGGGACUGCGCCGCCAGCCGAGAGCAGCGCCGGGAGAUUUUUUCACGGGCCCGCCUGGCUGGAGUUGCGGUCACCGCAUUCACCGGAACUUUUCCCGUUUCGAAGGCUUUCGGAUAAGCCACACGGCAAAGUAGCCACUAACAAAGAUGGCGGCGGCGGCGGCUUAACAAACUACGGAGGGCGUACCGUGAUGUCAUCUCACAGCGCGGGAUGCAGCGGUAUCACUCCAUAUAACGUCCGGGUUAAAAGUGGAAGCAGUGCACGGACGACCGACUGCCUCUCCUUGGUUUAUUGUCUUUGGCACUUGGGUGCACCCAGAGCUGGCUUUGAGAUGUGGAGGCUACCGACCGACCCCUUGCUGAUUAAUUUCUUUGGCUCCCUUGUUGGCUUUGUAGCAACGCUGCUGCUUAUUCCAGCCUUCAAGGAUCACUUCAUUGCUGCCAAGCUUUUUGGGAUUGACUUGAACAAAACUUCCAAGCAACCCAUCCCGGAGUCCCAAGGUGUCAUCAGUGGGGCAGUGUUUCUGAUCAUCCUCUUCUGCUUCAUUCCGGUGCCCUUUCUGAGCUGCUUUGUGGAGGAUCAGUGUAAGGCGUUCCCUCACCAUGAGUUUGUGGCCCUCAUUGGAGCCCUGCUUGCCAUUUGCUGCAUGAUCUUCUUGGGCUUUGCGGAUGAUGUUCUCAAUCUGCGCUGGCGCCACAAGCUGCUUCUGCCCACCAUGGCUUCCUUGCCCCUCCUCAUGGUCUACUUCACCAACUUUGGGAACACCACAAUCGUGGUGCCCAAGCCCUUCCGGAUGUUGCUGGGCAUGCACCUGGACCUGGGCAUUUUGUACUAUGUGUACAUGGGCAUGCUGGCUGUGUUCUGUACCAACGCAAUCAACAUUCUUGCUGGCAUUAAUGGCCUGGAGGCUGGGCAGUCGCUGGUGAUCGCUGCCUCAAUUGUCACUUUCAACAUCAUAGAGCUCAAAGGAGACUGCCGAGAUGACCACGUUUUCUCUCUCUACUUCAUGAUUCCCUUUUUCUUUACCACGUUGGGGCUGCUGUACCACAACUGGUAUCCGUCCCGCGUGUUUGUGGGUGACACCUUCUGCUAUUUCGCUGGCAUGACCUUUGCUGUGGUGGGGAUCCUCGGGCAUUUCAGCAAAACCAUGCUCCUCUUCUUCAUUCCACAAGUGCUCAACUUCCUCUACUCGUUGCCUCAGCUCUUACACAUCAUUCCCUGCCCGCGCCACCGGCUGCCCAGAUUCAACCUGGACACAGGAAACCUAGAGAUGAGCUAUUCCAGAUUCAAGCCCAAGAGCCUCUCUCCCUUGGGAGCAAAUAUCCUCAAGAUAGCCGAGAAACUCCAGCUAGUGGAUGUGCGUCGAGGAGUGGACAAAGAUGGAGAAUACACUGAAUGCAAUAACAUGACGCUCAUUAACUUUGUGAUAAAGCUUAUAGGACCAACCCCUGAGAGAACCCUGACUGUUCUGCUAUUGCUGAUGCAGGUUGGAGGCAGCAUCAUUGCCUUUUCCAUCCGGUACCAGCUUGUCAGAUUGUUCUAUGAUGUCUGAGCUGCCCUGCCCAUGUUGGUGUUGCUCAUGGUGCGUCUCGUGGCCCCCUCCCACCUACGUGGCCCAUAGUGCACUUGACCUGGGGCAGUCGGCCUUCCGCCCUGAGAGACAGAAAGGUGUUUGCAAGGGCCUUUUGGCAUGCACAGGUGUCUUGUGGGCUUUUUUGUGUCCUGUUUCAACAGCAUCCGCUGCUCCUGCUAUUACAAGACCUGCACACUCUCUCACUCUGUGUGUGUGUGUGUGUGUGUGGUGUGUGUGUGUACACACCAGCUCUCUCCUGUAUACCGAUAGAAGAUGUAAUAUGGCGGUGGGGGGGAAGGGUUGGCUUUUGAAUGUUUUUUCUCCACUAGCACAUCAGGCUGCUAUCUUGAAAGACGUAUAAAGCAAACAAGCAAAACUGCACAUGAGCAGAAGUAAGCUCUCCCUCUUGCAAUGCUCCGUCGUGCAAGCCUCGUCCAGCAGAGAGAGCCCUACUUUACACUCUAGCCGUGUGCACACACACCCCGACUGCUACAACCUGCGCGAACAAAGCUAGGAAACAGCCGCCUCCCUGUAAAGGUACUCGCAACUGCUUGAGCAAAGGGCUGCACUAUCAAGAUCUCAAUCAAAGCACCAGACAGCUUGGGUUGGGAAGAGAAGGUGUGGGUUUUGUAAAUGCUGUUCCUCUUGUUGCCUGUGCAGUUCUCUUCUGGUGAAGGUCUUUAUUUUUUCAUGAUAAUGCGGUGCCAAAAAAGCAGUCCCCCCCCCCCCCAGCAUACACACAUAGCCGGGGGAAGUCUGAUUGAGCCUGGUGUGACUGGCUUCACCUCAAGCCUGCUUACGGUCCUGCUGUUAGCCCCCUCAGAACUGCUCCUCCAAACCAUUUCUGUACUGCUGUCCACCUCCCUACCACAAAUCCCAAUGAAGAUGUUUCUCUGUGCUUCUUCUCUCUUCUGCUGUCUUGUGCUUAUAACAUUCAUGUUGGAACUGAACUUAGCAUUGAGGAGGGAAGAAGGAGCUGGCGACGGCUUCAGUGAGUUGGGAGUGACGUUUUAUGUGGGAACUAGGAAUGUGAGAAAACCCAAAACCAAAGUGACACAGUAGCUAGCCUUCAGUUAGGAGGUAGGACAAAUGACACCCCCACCCGAAGAGACUGAAUGGGGGAGAGAAAUGAGUCCUUACUGGGAGAAAGAAGCAGGUGAAAUAGCUGUGUGGGAGUUCUGAAGAGUCAUCCAAGGCACAGCGGAUUUUUCAAACUAUUUCAGCCAUGUUUCCCCCCAGAAGAUCUAUCCUGAGUGCUCUCCACCUCCCCUACUAGAAAAACCAAGGGAGACCCCUCCCCCAGGUUGUUGGGGCCCCUAGGAUUCUGCCUGCCCCCUCCCAGUGCUACUUCUUCUCCAGCAGCCCUGUGCUCCCUGUUCCUAGUUCUUAUUCAUACAAAAACGUAGCCCUUUCCGCAUGGAUGUGAUGAAAUGGUGGGGGAGGGGAACUCUUAAGAAGGAGGCCCUUUUGUCACCUGACUGGUGAGUGCCUAAUUUGUUUAACGUGGCCCUACAGGCCUUCAGCAAGUGACCUGAAGGCCCUGCAGUUAGCCUCACACAAGCAAGGCUUGGUAAUGCAGGUAUCCAAGGUGCCACUCAGCAAAGUGAGCAGGCUAGGCUGUGCAUGCAACAGGGCUGCCUUCCUGCAUUUUGAAGCAAGUGAAGUAAUAGCGCAUUUACCAUUUAAAGAUUGGUGGGGGAAGGGAUAUGCCCAGAGCUGCUGGUAAGAGUUUUCCAGGGUGUGUGCUGCAAUUACGUUCAAUCCUAGCACCAUCAUGACUACAGGAAUAAAAUUAUGUUUGUGUCUGCUGAUCUUAAACUAAACACAUUUCCUGGGGCAUAAGCAGUAUUUUGGUGUAGAAAAGGAUAAUAUAUUUUUAAUAAAAAAAUGUGUAACUAUGAACAUGA